GUAAAAAUAAAUACAUUAUGUAAAUCUUUUAUAGGUAUUUAUAUUAUGUAGUGUAGUUACUUUCAAGUUGUAUUUCAAUUAGGAUUCUUAUUAGAUAAAUUAUGUAAUAUUGGAACUAUCAAAUUUCAAUUUGAUUAGGACAAUAGUUCAGGAACCGACUUGUCCAAUUAAUACUGUAUAUAAUACCCUAAGUCGUCUCCCUCAAUUUGCAUCCAUCGUUAAUUUCUCUGUUUAUGUCUUAUAGAUUUCCUUCAUAACUGUUCUAUAUAUAUUUGCUGGUGAAUCUUUGAAGAAAGAUGGAGAGUGUCGGAAAUGCAUACGUUGAAUGUGAAAGUGACGAUUAUCCUUUCAUAUAUUUGGUUGAUGAGGUUAUGGAUGAGGUUAAACAAACUACAAAAAUCAUAACCCAGGUAGAAGACAAGCUCACUGAAAGAGUCAUUGAGGAAUUUAUAAUGUUCCAUGCUAAUAAAAGGAAUAAUGCAUCUCCUUCUUCUUCUUCUCGCGUAAAGGCUGAAGAGAAUGGUGAACCCAGGUUUGGUGAAAUAACAAAGAAAAAGAGGAGCGGUGCACGUAAAAGAAAGAGGGUUGUUGAAGAAGGAAACUGGCCUAGCCUUUCUGCAUGCACAACUGAACACCAACAGAGAACUGGCAUUGCCGAAGUUAGGGCUGGUCCUCCAGAAAGGUGCUUUCAACUUAGUAAUGAUGUUGGGGUGAAUGAUCAGAACUUGUCGAAGAAGAGGAAGAUGAAUAAUUCUGAAGAAGUGGCAUGGCCAAGUGUGUUAAGGAGAACAGUAGAAGAAAAGGGUGGUUCUGAGGUAAAUCUGUUAAUAACAAAGAAACUGACGAAUACUGAUAUAGCCAAGACCCAAAAUAGGGUUUCAAUACCUUUAAAUCAGGUGAAAAAUAAUGGGUUUUUGAGAGAUGAGGAGAUUAGGACGCUGAAUGAACGCGAUGGCAAACACUUGAAAGGAAUAAAUGUUAUGUUCGUAGGACCAUCUGAAUCUGAUGAUAGGAAGGGGAUCGAAUUAUCCUUAAGGAAGUGGAAUAUGAAGAAUAACAGCAGUUAUAAUUUAGCGACUGGUUGGUAUCCCAAAGUGGUCACGAACAACAUGAAACUUUUCCAAAAUAAUCCCACUGUUCAGUUUUGGACAUUUCGUUGCAAUGGUGAUCAGCUCUGGUUUCAACUUGUUAUUGUUAAGGAUGAAGAAGAUGGUGCCAACAGUAAUCCUAGCACGAACGGGGAUCAUCAGACAGCAACAUCAAGUACUCCUAGCACCGACGGGGAUCAUGAGGCAGCCACAUCAAGUACUCCUAGCACCGACGGGGAUCAUGAGGCAGCCACAUCAAGUAGGGAUCAUGAGGCAGCCACAUCAAGUACUCCUAACACCAAUGGGGAUCAUGAGGCAGCCACAUCAAGUACUCCUAAUACCAAUGGAGAUCAUGAGGCAGCCACCAACGGGGAUUAUCAGGCAGCCACCAACGGGGAUCAUCAGGCAGCCACCAACGGAGAUCAUCAGACAGCCAAAUCAAGUUCUGAUAAUGUCACUGUAUUUCAACUGUGUGUGCCUGCAAGCACAUAAGUUAGGCCAUUGAGUUUUCUUUAAAUACCAACGUAGAAGAAGGCAUUUUUAGAAGAAGGCAUUUUUUAUGUAAAGUUAUAAUUUUUUUUUAUUAAAGAUAUAGCAUAUAGCAGAUCCAAUUUAGGGACAUUACUAUUCCAUUUUCAAAUAAAAGGAACUCAGAGGAAAAAGCAAUUUUCUCUAAAUAAUUGCCAACGUGAAGACAUGGCAUGGCAUUGUGUUUUGACUUUUGACCAUGUGUGGCCACUUCUGAUUUUGACUAUAAAUCUUUUGUUUUUCUGUCAAACGACGCCGUUUUUCAGGUCUACACAUAGCAGCCUCAUUCAGACGGAGCUUGCAACAAUGGCGUUGAGAUUUCCUACAGAGCUUACGGCUAUGGACCAACCAAAGUCCUCCUUAUCAUAGGUAUGUCCU
Ricinus communis (castor bean) is the source of this 1994-nucleotide messenger RNA. RefSeq lists its product as uncharacterized. The record is from RefSeq and is a predicted model, not a curated record. Bases 297 to 1580 code for a protein of 427 amino acids. NCBI's taxonomy places the organism in Eukaryota, Viridiplantae, Streptophyta, Magnoliopsida, Malpighiales, Euphorbiaceae. The transcript has a single exon. Gene Ontology annotation, molecular function: DNA binding.